GAAUAUUUCGUGUAACGUGUAACGUAACGUAACGUUCCGCCUCUGCUUCGCUUCAUCGCUUUCCGCUACUUUCAGCUACUUUACUGCUUUUGCUUUACGACCAAAGUGAACUGAAGUGAACUGAUUUACUGGUUAUGGAAGAUCAAAGGGUUAGGAUUUCCUACGAUGGUUUACAGUUAAAUGGUUUCUAAUACAAAAAGUUGUCGAAGCGUAAUUGUCAUAGCGUAUAUGACAUUAUAAAAAUAACGACCAAUUGACAGGAUAUAUUCGAUAUUUGGAAAAUGAGUCGCAGAAGAGUUCACGAAGAAGAAGAUGGAUACGAACGUACGUACAAGAAACGCAGGAGAGUGUCAGAGAACCAAGAAAUCGAAGAUCGGCUGGAAUCUCUUAUUUUACGAGUGGGAGAAAAAUCGACAUCUUCAUUGGAGAGCAAUCUCGAAGGUCUGGCUUCUGUAUUGGAAGCCGAUCUUGGUUUGUUCCGCAGUAAAAUACUUAGGAUUUUGACUGACUGUGCUAUUAAAAUGCCAGAGAAAUGCACAAUUUAUACUACGCUUGUUGGAUUAUUGAAUGCAAAGAAUUUUAAUUUUGGCGGAGAAUUUGUUGAUUAUAUGGUGAAGAAUUUUAAAGAUUCAUUAAAAGCUUGUAAAUGGGACGUCGCCAGAUACUCGUUAAGAUUUCUCGCCGAUUUAGUAAAUUGUCAUGUUCUAUCUUGUGGAUCCUUGAUGCAGCUAUUCGACAAUAUGUUAGAUGCUGCUAACGAAGACGGUGUGCCUCAAGUAAGACGCGAUUGGUACGUAUACGCUGUAUUAUCGACACUGCCAUGGGUUGGAAGAGAACUGUAUGAAAAGAAAGAGCAAGAGUUGGAUCACUUAAUGGUAACGAUAGAGAUAUUUUUAAAUAAACGAAGCAAAAAGCAUCAACCAGCCUUGAGAAUUUGGUCGAGCGACACGCCUCAUCCUCAGGAAGAGUACUUGGAUUGUUUGUGGGCUCAAGUGCGAAAGCUCAGACAAGACAACUGGGCAGAGAAACAUAUUCCCAGGCCGUAUCUCGCGUUCGAUUCGAUACUUUGCGAAGCAUUGCAACACAAUCUGCCUACUAUAAUGGCACCGCCGCAUCACGAAUCUUAUUCUUAUCCAUUGCCCACGGUAGUUUUUCGUAUGUUCGAUUACACGGAUUGUCCAGCCGAAGGACCAUUAUUACCUGGUAGUCACGCUAUCGAACGUUUUCUUAUAGAAGAACAUUUAAGACAGAUAAUCAAUAAUUAUUUUUACGAAAGAAAAGAUUGUGCAGCUCAAUUAUUAAACUUUCCGUAUAAAGCGAAAAUACCUUUAGAUUAUUGUAUCGUGGAAGUGAUAUUUGGCGAAUUGUUUCAACUGCCGGCGCCUAAGCAUUUAGAAAUAUGCUACGGGUCAAUUUUGAUCGAACUUUGUAAGCUACAACCAUCGACGGUGCCACAGGUUUUAGCGCAAGCGACAGAGAUUUUAUUCCGUCGCAUAGAUAGCAUGGCUGCUGCUGCCUUCGAUCGUUUCGUAUGGUGGUUCGCAUACCAUUUAAGUAAUUUCCAAUUUCGUUGGUCUUGGGAAGAUUGGGAUUCUUGCUUGCAACGCGAUCCAGAACAUCCACGUCCAAAAUUCAUUCGAGAAGUACUUCUUAAAGCUUUGCGAUUGUCAUAUUAUCAAAGAAUACGAGACAUGAUGCCAGAAUCGUAUGUUGAUUUGAUUCCACCACCUCCAGAGCCUAUUUAUAAGUAUACUUCCGAAGGAGCUAGCUCGCUUCCUGGUACAGCGGCAGCUCACGAAUUAGUCGUCUCCAUUAGACGAAAAUGUACUCUAGAAGAUGUACUCAACGUAUUAAACACGCUGCCAGGUCCCAGAGAAAACGAAGAAACCAACAAUUUCAAUCCCUUGAAAAUCGACGUUUUUGUACAAACUUUAUUGAACCUAGGUUCUAAAAGCUUUAGUCAUAGCUUCGCGGCGAUAGGAAAAUUUCACAGUGUUUUUAAGGCUCUCGCAGAAACGGAGGAGGCACAGAUAUGUAUUUUAAGGAAUAUGUACGCACUGUGGAAGAAUCAUUAUCAAAUGAUCGUAGUUUUAACAGACAAACUCUUAAAGACUGGUAUCAUCGAAUGCAGCGCCAUUGCCAAUUGGAUAUUUUCGAAGGAGAUGGCGUCAGAAUUUACCAAGUUAUAUAUUUGGGAGAUACUUCAUUUGACGAUACGAAAAAAGAAUAAACACGUGACCAAGUUGAGCACGGAACUGACGGAAGCUCGAGAGAAGUUGAGGAGAGCGGAAAGUAGAUCAGGAUCGUCAUCGGAGGACGAAGAUAAUAACAAAGACAGAAAUAAAGAGAAACCAUCGGAAGACGUUGUAGAACGAAUGGAGGAGAAACUAGAAGCAGCUCAAGCAGAUCAGAAAAAUCUGUUUCUAAUCAUUUUUCAGCGUUUUAUAAUGAUUUUGUCUGAACAUCUAGUGCGUUGCGAUACCGAUGGUAUAGAUUAUAAUACUCACUGGUACAAGUGGACAAUAGGAAGAUUGCAGCAAGUAUUCCUAACUCACCACGAACAAGUUCAAAAGUAUUCGUCGACUCUAGAAACGUUACUGUUUACGCCAGAUCUAGAUCCUCAUAUUUUGGAUGUUUUCCAUCAAUUUGUUUCUCUACGAGCGUGAACCAUCUGUUUUUGUACGGUAACCAUUUUACUUUAUCGAAUGUAAGUUAGCGCUGGUAUGAAUACAAGAAUUUCUGAAUGUAAAAUUAUGUUUCAUAACCCGACGCGAUAUGUUACCGAAUUAAAAAGGAAAACAAAAAAAAAACAAUUUCAUAUUGACAUUAUAUUUUGAAAUUGAACGUAAACAAUUGUUUCGUAAUCAUGUGACGUAUUACAUAAUAUUAUGUGUUUACGGUUUUGUAUUGACGUUUAUUUCAUUUCGAUGUAAAUAUCGAUAUAUUUAUCGCACCGUCAUUUACGUAAAUUUGUUUUCGACAAAUGAUUUGUAGACGUUUCUUAAACGAGACUACGAUUUUCGUAGUAUAAACAGUAAAAUAUAAUGUAAAUAAAAGUUUGAAGAAGAAAA
Hylaeus volcanicus is the source of this 3071-nucleotide messenger RNA. It is a transcript of the gene Cbp80, whose product is annotated as nuclear cap-binding protein subunit 1. The transcript is spliced from 11 exons. Gene Ontology annotation, biological process: nuclear-transcribed mRNA catabolic process, nonsense-mediated decay; mRNA export from nucleus. Gene Ontology annotation, cellular component: nuclear cap binding complex; nucleus. Bases 282 to 2666 code for a protein of 794 amino acids. Lineage: Eukaryota; Metazoa; Arthropoda; Insecta; Hymenoptera; Colletidae. The record is from RefSeq and is a predicted model, not a curated record. Gene Ontology annotation, molecular function: protein binding; RNA cap binding; mRNA binding.